UUUGUCGAGCCCGUUGAUCCGUUCAUCGAAGAUAUAGUCGAGCUGCAGCCACAAGACGCGCACGAUGUGGUCAUCGUUGGUGAUGUUGAUGAUGAUGCAAUCCCCGCAUCGAAACGGAAACGCGGUCGCUCUGCUGGUGACAUCUGGAACCACUUCACCGUCGAUGUCGAUCCGCAAAAGGUCAAGAGGGCCAAAUGCAAGCACUUCAAGCCGGCGAUCAAUCCUCACAAGAAGAGCGAGUACGCCAAGAGGUAUCUCAAGCUUGUGCAAAGUUCCGCACCUUCAUGA
This is a messenger RNA of Aphanomyces invadans, 288 nucleotides long. RefSeq lists its product as hypothetical. The annotation marks the transcript as partial. The transcript has a single exon. Lineage: Eukaryota; Oomycota; Saprolegniomycetes; Saprolegniales; Verrucalvaceae. The record is from RefSeq and is a predicted model, not a curated record.